CGUGUUAUGGUGUUUCCAACAGUCGCUAGACGCUGUGCGUCAUUGUGUUAUGACCCGGAUGAAGUUGCAUUCAACUUUAUAUCCCACAAUUCCUUUCUCGGUCUUCCUCUUUCUCUGCUGCAGCGAUGUCCAAGAGAGGACGUGGUGGUUCGUCUGGAGCCAAGUUCCGCAUCUCACUGGGUCUCCCAGUGGGAGCGGUCAUCAACUGUGCUGACAACACAGGUGCUAAGAACCUGUACAUCAUCUCCGUAAAGGGCAUCAAGGGACGCCUGAACCGUCUGCCUGCAGCAGGAGUGGGUGACAUGGUCAUGGCCACAGUCAAGAAAGGCAAGCCAGAGCUCAGAAAGAAGGUGCAUCCUGCAGUAGUGAUACGGCAGCGGAAAUCGUAUCGGCGAAAAGAUGGUGUGUUUCUCUACUUUGAAGACAAUGCGGGUGUCAUAGUAAACAACAAAGGAGAAAUGAAAGGUUCAGCCAUCACAGGCCCAGUGGCCAAAGAGUGUGCUGAUCUGUGGCCCAGGAUUGCCUCAAACGCUGGCAGCAUUGCCUGAGCUGGACCCUGCACCUCUGACAAUUUUCAAUAAAAACUGUUGUUAAUCAA
Molecule: messenger RNA, 598 nt
Organism: Lates calcarifer (barramundi perch)
Lineage: Eukaryota; Metazoa; Chordata; Actinopteri; Centropomidae
Gene: rpl23
Product: ribosomal protein L23
Exons: 5
Coding region: 126-548 (140 amino acids)
Biological process (GO): translation
Cellular component (GO): ribosome; cytosolic large ribosomal subunit
Molecular function (GO): large ribosomal subunit rRNA binding; structural constituent of ribosome
Source: RefSeq, a predicted model, not a curated record